Messenger RNA from Tribolium castaneum (red flour beetle), 720 nucleotides. RefSeq names its product Signal recognition particle 14 (gene Srp14). Lineage: Eukaryota; Metazoa; Arthropoda; Insecta; Coleoptera; Tenebrionidae. The record is from RefSeq and is a predicted model, not a curated record. Gene Ontology annotation, biological process: SRP-dependent cotranslational protein targeting to membrane. Gene Ontology annotation, molecular function: endoplasmic reticulum signal sequence receptor activity; 7S RNA binding. Gene Ontology annotation, cellular component: signal recognition particle, endoplasmic reticulum targeting. The coding region runs from base 232 to 555 and encodes 107 amino acids. The transcript has 4 exons.
GAGGGAGCCACAGAACUUAUUUCAAAUUCGCUUAAAAACAAGUUAUUAUGCAAGAAUGUUAUUGUGCGGUGAUAUUUUUAGAUCUGGUUUGAUCGUAAUGAAUAAAAAAGUGGACUGAGUGGUUGGAAAUGUAAAUUUAUGUUAUAAGAACGUGGAGUUGAAGUGUCAAACAUAUUUAUGAAAAAAGAAUUAUUAAAGUAUUUUAAGGCCAAGUAGUGUGACUGUAAGAAGAUGGUAUUAUUAGAAAACGACUCGUUCCUCACAGAGCUCACCAAAUUGUUUCAGAAAGCCAGGCAAAGCGGCUCCGUCACAAUGAUUUUCAAGCGAUAUGAUGGUCAGGACCGUCCAGAACCAAGGGAAGGUAAACCUCCUCUGCCCACGCCUCAAGAACACCUAUGUUUAGUAAGGGCGAAGUCUAGGUCAAAAAAAAUUUCAACAGUGAUUCAUCAAAAGGACAUAAAUAAAUUUCAAGUAGCUUAUAGCAGUUUAUUAAAAGGCAAUUUGGAUGGACUGAAAAAAUUAAAGAAGUCGAAAACAAAAACGAAAGCCGAGUGAUUUGGGAGAUUUUUGUGUGUUCAUUUAUAUUUUUGGGGUCGGAAGCGCGUGUACAGACGGAUAGGAUAAGAAAUUUCAUUGUGUUGAGUAUUUGUAAAAUGUAUGAAAUUAAUGUUAAUUUUGUAAGCUUUUAUUUUUCAUUUGAAUAAAAAAUAAGCAGGUAAA